Botrytis deweyae is the source of this 2334-nucleotide messenger RNA. RefSeq lists its product as uncharacterized. Lineage: Eukaryota; Fungi; Ascomycota; Leotiomycetes; Helotiales; Sclerotiniaceae. The transcript has a single exon. The record is from RefSeq and is a predicted model, not a curated record. Bases 1 to 2334 code for a protein of 777 amino acids.
AUGGUUUCUAGAACCUUUUAUCGUCGCCUUGGAUUUCCGGCUCAAAAUCCGCCAAGAUUUAGAGUCCAAAUCAAAGCACAUUGGUUUAAAAUCAUAGGAUUGUUUUUUCUUUGGCCUUUCACCCAAUCCAAACUCAUAUCUACGUAUAUGGAAAAUCGGAAACACAAAUCAGAAGGUCUAAAAGAAGCUACUGUUCGAGGCAGAUGGCAUGUUGCUCGGGCUUGUACUUUUCAUCUGCUAUCAAUCACCGUCACCAUUAUCUUAUUACUUUUGAAUAGUCUCGAGGUCUACUCUGAUUCUAUCGGUCCUGAUGUCGAAAAUCUUAACGCUCGGCUAAAUGCACUUCAAUUUGGGGCCAAAAUGCACGAAAUCUUCAUUAGUGCUUCACUAUCAACCAUGGGCCUCAGUCUACUUCAAUACGAAAUCCUAAAUAGAGAAAUUCCUUUCGGUGGACUGUUUGCCGGGUUUAGAAUCAACGACCUUGGCUCACUUUUGUCCCCUGAUUUAUGGGCCAUUGGUACCCAUGGGACGAAGAAGUUUCUUUUGCUCGCACUCACGUUGUCACUAUUGACAAUUCUAGCCGCAAUCUGUGGUCCUGCUUCGGCAAUUCUAAUGUUGCCGUCAUUGGGCUGGUGGGAAGUUUCUUUGACGCAGACUUUGGAAUCCUUAGUCGGCUUCGCGAUCACGUCGAAGCCUCUGUUCUUUAUUGGUGCGAAUGCGUCCUCACUUUGGCCGAUGAAGAUAAGAAAUUCGAACUACAGCCCAUAUGUUUGUGAUGUUUCCAAUUUUAAUAAUACUCUAUCAAUUCCAAAUGGUUGUCCGGGUGGUGGUGCCUCAGUUAUUUUUGAUUGGGCUCGUGCGACAUUCUCGUUGGGUUAUGCUAAUCCAUUGAGGUGGAAUAUAACCAUGCCUAUUUUUCGAAACACUUCGUAUGAUUCUCCCGGUCCAACUUUUAGUCGUUUUCUUGAAGGGGCAAGUUACAUGGACUGGCAAGUGGCGGGAUCGAAUUACUGGUUCUUAAGCCAGACUAUUUCUAUACCGGCUGCGGAGACUCUUGUUUCGAUAGCUCUGGCUAUAGGUUUUGGCAAUGCGACUACUCGCUGGAAGCUCAUGUUAUCAAAUGAGAGUGACCCACCAGCGGCCCAGGCAUUCGCAACCUGUAGCAGAAAUGAUAGCCGGGUCUACCAAAAGACUACUCGCUUAAUCCGCCAUAUAUCCGAUUUCUCGAUCGUCACAAAGCAAGGAAACACUUCAUUUGUAUUGAAAGACGGAGAAAGCCAUGCUUUAGGUCUACCUUAUGCUAGUGUUGAUGUGAAAUUUAUGUUCCCACUGGAAGCACCUGCCCGUGGCUCUUGGUACUCUAACGCUAGCACUGCGCUAGAUCUCUGGAAUGGCUCCCAGCAAAGUGUAUCAACCUGGGUAAGCUCUGAGGGACAAAGAGCAUCAAUUGGUGCUGCUAUGAUAACAUGUGAUGAGUCGCUCGGACAUGGAAUAUGUGAAUCACAUCAGUCUUGGGCCCCUCUUUUGUUCAAUACCUGCUCUGUAUUUGCUCGAUGGCAACCGAUGGAAAGCUUUAUCAAUCCUAGUAUAGAUAAAUUCGUUCACCUAUCAGGAUCUGAUAGCCCCGAUAGGAGCUUAGAUAAGUGGCUACGAAGCAAUUAUUCUGAUUUUGACCUGCAAAAGGUUCGAAUUGAUGCUGAUUGGGCGAAUUCUGCAUUGCCGCCGGAAGCUUUCACUCAUAUGGACACUGCCUUUGGUGUUGUAGUUACCAUUUUGAUUGCAGACGCAAUGGCUAGAAGUGGCAAGAGCAAGCCUGUCAUCCUUAAGGGAAAUUCCGCAUCCGCACCAUGGUCAGAUCCACGGGAUUUUCCAGAAUGGAAUCUUUUUUUCCAUGAUAUCCUCUCGUUUGAAGAUUCGGAAACAAACCCCGAAGAGUUUACCCCUAUCGACAUACGACAGUGGCGCAAUGGCUACAGUUACUCUCUGACCGGUAGUACCAGACGUCUCGCUUUCGGCAUCCUUCUUGUACACAUUCUAUUUGCGCUGAUCCACACAACACUUCUUAUAUGGAUAGGAUGGAGUUGCGAUAUCUUCAAAUCUCUUUGCGAAAUUGUUGCGCUCGCUAUUAAUUCGUCUCCGACUCCAAUUUUGGAAAACACUUGUGUGGGAAUCGCAAGGUUGGAUACUUAUAAACAUAUCGUGAAAGUGAGAGAAGUUUCGGAACAGCAUCUGGGUUUGGUUCUGGCGGGAGAGGAGGGAAGCUCCAAGGUUGUGGUUAUGGGGAAGAUGUAUGGAAAUGUGGGAGUUAAAAAGGGUCAUCUGAAAGUUGAGUAG